AACUGCACCGCCCGCAAACAUGGCUCAGUGACUCUGACAAAAGGUGCAGCCUCCCUCCCGGCAGGGUGGACGCCGGGCCUCCCAACCCCGGCCGCACCUCCCCGCGGAGCGCCGAGAGAGCACCGCAUCCCGCAAGCACCCUAAGCCCGAGCCGAAGAAGAUGCACCAGGCGUUCCACCCCAGCGGCCCCAGCACACCUGCCCGCGGCUCUAAACUUUGACCUUGAAGAUGGUGAGUAGCCAGCCGAAGUACGAUCUAAUACGGGAGGUAGGCCGAGGUAGUUACGGUGUUGUGUAUGAAGCAGUCAUCAGAAAGACUUCUGCACGGGUGGCAGUGAAGAAAAUUCGAUGCCAUGCACCUGAAAAUGUCGAACUAGCCCUGCGUGAGUUCUGGGCACUAAGCAGUAUCAAGAGCCAACAUCCAAAUGUGAUUCACUUGGAGGAAUGCAUCCUACAAAAAGAUGGGAUGGUGCAAAAGAUGUCCCACGGCUCUAAUUCUUCCCUUUAUCUGCAGCUUGUAGAGACUUCAUUAAAAGGAGAAAUUGCCUUUGAUCCCAGAAGCGCCUAUUACUUGUGGUUUGUGAUGGAUUUUUGUGAUGGAGGAGAUAUGAAUGAAUAUCUGUUGUCCAGGAAACCUAAUCGUAAAACUAACACCAGCUUCAUGCUCCAGCUGAGCAGUGCCCUGGCUUUCUUGCAUAAAAACCAGAUCAUCCACCGAGAUCUUAAGCCUGAUAACAUCCUGAUUUCUCAAAGUAGGAUGGAUACCAGUGACUUGGAACCCACACUCAAAGUGGCAGAUUUUGGUCUCAGUAAAGUUUGUUCAGCCUCUGGGCAGAACCCAGAAGAACCUGUCAGUGUAAACAAGUGUUUCCUUUCCACAGCAUGUGGAACAGAUUUCUACAUGGCUCCUGAAGUGUGGGAGGGACAUUAUACAGCAAAAGCUGACAUCUUUGCUCUGGGGAUUAUCAUCUGGGCAAUGCUGGAAAGAAUCACAUUCAUAGACACAGAGACAAAGAAGGAACUCUUGGGGAGUUAUGUCAAACAAGGAACUGAGAUUGUGCCUGUUGGGGAGGCGCUUCUGGAAAAUCCCAAAAUGGAACUUCUCAUUCCUGUGAAGAAAAAGUCUAUGAAUGGGCGAAUGAAACAACUGAUUAAGGAAAUGCUGGCUGCAAACCCUCAGGAUCGUCCAGAUGCUUUUGAACUAGAACUCAGAUUAGUACAAAUUGCAUUUAAAGAUAGCAGCUGGGAAACGUGACACAUAUAUUAUUUGCAAAUAUCUUGGAUGAUAUAUGCUGCUUCUGUUUUAGCAGUGAUGCAACAUAAUGUGGCUGAAAAAGAAUAUAAAAAGCUAAACUCCGCCUUCUAAGGGUUUAGAUUUUAUUGUGGGGUGUUUUUUUUCCUUGUUUUUCUUAAGUCCAGGCGGGCCAUUUUGUCAGUAUGUUUUAAAUGUGUAUUACCAAUGUGGGUGUAAAUUUUUUUAAAUGGUCAUUGGUAGAAGUUUGGCAGGAACAUCCUCAAGAGCCAAGAAGAAAAGAGCAUCCAAUUUUCUGGAAAUAUGUCUCCAAGUAUUUUAGACAUUCCUUGUCAGUAUUAGGAAUUUCCUUGGAAAAAGAGGUUUGCAUGCUGGUAAUGCAACCUUGGAGCUUUGUAAAGGAAACAUAUAUGUAUAUAUUUAUGUAUAUGUAAGUAUGUGAAUGUGUGCAUUUUGCAUUCCAUAUGAAGAAAAUGCCAGUUCUGUUUAAAUUAUUUGAUGUAGGUUUGGGUUUUUGAGAUUUGCUGGUGAAAUCAGUGAUGAAAAAUGUAAGAACCUUCCUUCAUCUUCUUACCCUCUCCCUCCUUCUAAUGAAACCAUCCUACAUUUUUUUUAUUUUUGUAAUAUUGUACAACCUUUUUUCAAGCCAUCAUUUUGGAGGGUCUAAAAUUAUAUGAUUAAACAGGAAUGAAAUGAAAUGAUCCAAAGCUGCUGAAGUAUGUUUGAGCCCCCCAGUGCCUGAUAGCUGCCAGGGGUGGAGUUAGACAUGCAGUCAUGGUUGCAGGUUGGCAAGGACGGUGAUGAUUCAGUCAUACCUUCUUUAGGUAACCAGGUUGGCAAGGACGGUGAUGAUUCAGUCAUACCUUCUUUAGGUAACCAGGCAUAAAAUUAACCAAUUAAACCACUGCAUUGGACAUGUCUGCACUUGAGCAUCUGUAAUCUGAUAUAAAGCUGAACACAGGAUUCUUCUGUUUCUGGAAACUUUGCUAUAUAUGAACUAUGGUACUUGAUAUGUUAGUUUUUUAUUUGAAGACUUUGUCUAAGCCUUAGCAUAAAGUCAAAGAAACCAAAUGAGCUCUACCCUCACAUUGUCUGCCCUGUAAUGGUCUCUUGUUUAAUCACUGGAUUCCUUUUGUUUUGGCACUAAUGCUGUUUUAUCUAAUUUGACACAGUAAUGGUAGUGAUAUGGUUGUAUUAAAUGUUGAUGACCUUUUUCUAAAGUGGGAGAUGAUACCUAUACAGUGAUAAAUGGGUAAAGUACUGUGGCAUCAACUAUAUCUUUAAGUAGAAAUGUCACUGAUUUUAUACAAUCACUUGGUAGGGUCUAUGUCAAAAACUGAUAGACCUUUAUUCUUUUGAAGUGAGUUUGAUUUUAACCCUAUCUGGUUGUCUCAAAUUUGUUUUUCUAUAAAUGCAGGUAGUUAAAAUCUAAGGAAACCAAGUUUUCCUAAAACAGCCUUUAAGAUUCAAUAGACUUUAAAACCAUUGUAUCUAGGUUAAUCUUUAUAAAGCACUAGAAUCUUUGGUUAAAAGCAAAAAAAAGUAUUUAAAUCAUUAAUAGUUUACAUAGUCUUUCGAACUCUGAACUUCCACAGCUUUUGGAAUAUUGCUAUCAUAAUUUUUUCCUUAUUUAAAAUGUGUUCAGGGGACUAUAGAAGGUGAAAAAGCACAAAAAAAUUAGAAUAUGCAAAAUUUCUGAACUGUAUUACUUGGUCUGGAAGUUUAAAAUUUAAACUCAAAGGUUUUACUGAAGUAAACCUUUUAAAAUAAAAUUGUGUACUUUUGACAUUUUCAA
Manis javanica (Malayan pangolin) is the source of this 3046-nucleotide messenger RNA. It is a transcript of the gene PDIK1L, whose product is annotated as PDLIM1 interacting kinase 1 like. Lineage: Eukaryota; Metazoa; Chordata; Mammalia; Pholidota; Manidae. Gene Ontology annotation, biological process: protein phosphorylation; negative regulation of G2/MI transition of meiotic cell cycle. Gene Ontology annotation, molecular function: protein kinase activity; ATP binding. Gene Ontology annotation, cellular component: nucleus; cytoplasm. The record is from RefSeq and is a predicted model, not a curated record.